CUAAGCUCCGCCUGCAACAUAGGACGACGGCCAAUGAAAGCUCCGUAUCUGACUCGAGGGCGGGUCUGCCGAUGCGAGAUGAGUGAGUGGUCUGUUGUAGCAUCCCCGACACAGAACGAGCUCCGAACUCAUUUUAAAUUCUUGAGAGAAACGGAACAUGUGCCGAGCAGAUGGGUUAUGCUAAGUGAUGUUUGAGUUCGCGGCGAAAGCAGUGCAGUUCGGUCGUUUGCGCCUCGAUAAAGAAAAACAGCGUAUGUAGUAGUGUUCCCCGAGUGUGUCGUACUAAUAUAGCCGUCUAUGAUCAUAACACGAUUAACUAAGUGAUGGUGAUAAGUUCUAGACUCGACUAGUUGUAUCUCCCGACGCAGAUCAGUAAAAAUCUGGUAAUCUUAUUAAAUAUAUUGUGAGUGACAUCGACUCAGUCGGUCUCGAGAACUGGGAUGACAAGCGCAUCAUCCCCUUCGCAUGUCGGAUGACCAUGAAGACCGCUGAGCCCAGCAGGCCGCCCUCGACAGACUCCUUCGGCAGCCUCAUCCUGCCGUCCCCCGUCUCUCUCGCACCGCUCGUGCCCUCCUCGCCGGGCCAAACCGCCUCCUCCUCUUCCUCGUCCUCUUCCUCAGCCAUGGCCAGGGACGCCGAAGCGUCGGGGGUCAACGGGGGUCCUUCGUCCUCCUCCACCUCGAGUCCCGACGGGAACGACGUCCUUCAGAACAAGAACGGCGGCAACCUCCACUUCACGCCAGAGCAGAUCGACUGCGUGUGCGAGACCCUCCUGCAGGCUGGGGACAUGGACCGCCUGGGCAGGUUCCUGUCCAUCCUGCCCAUCCACGCCGAGGUGUCCAGGACCUCGGAGGUCAUCCUGAGGGCGAAGGCGUCCGUGGCCUUCCACAGGGGCACCUUCAAGGAAGUGUACAGCAUCCUCGAGUCGAAUACGUUCACGUCGAAAUACCACACGGAAAUGCAAAACAUGUGGUACAGGGCCCACUACAAAGAGGCCGAAAAAAUUAGGCAGCGACCUCUUGGCGCCGUGGACAAGUACCGCAUCCGGAAGAAGUACCCGCUCCCGAAGACGAUCUGGGACGGCGAGGAGACCAUCUACUGCUUCAAGGAGAAGUCGCGGAUAGCGCUGAAGGAGUGCUACAAGCAGAACCGCUACCCGACGCCCGACGAGAAGAGGAGCCUGGCGAAGCAGACUGGCCUCACCCUCACCCAGGUCUCCAACUGGUUCAAGAACCGCAGGCAGAGGGACCGCAACCCGGCGCCCAGACCAGACCUUCUGCUGGGCCCCCACGGAGAGGGCCCCGUUAUGUCCCACCACUUCGACCCCGCCGGCCACGACAUGCGGGCCAUGUACGUCACCAAGAUGGCGGCCUACGACCCGACCAAGAUGGGCUACGACCCGAGCCUGGCCGGGAUGGCGCAGCGGCAGAACAUGGUCAAGCCGGAGAUGCUGUCGCCCCACUUCAAGCCGGAGGCCGCCUCUCUGCUCCACCACUUCCCCAACAUGGCUUCCUACCCCUACCACGGGUACGACGCCUCGGCGCUGCAGGCGGUGACGACUACGAGCCAUCAGGACAUGUGAAGGAGUCGUCGCCUCCUCGGCGGAUGAUGAUCAGGCGUUUGUUUUGAUACUCGCUGCUGGCCGGUUGCGUUCAGUGCGACACGAUAACUCUCCAUUAUUCCUCUAAAUUGCUGAGUUUGGGAUCUUCUUCUUCUUCUUCUGCUAGCAGGAGAAUCGAUCAGUGAGUGACUGAAUUAAUCAGGGAUUUUGGUGUCAAGGUGACGAUCGAGGGUUAAUGGGAGUCGUUCAGUUUUGUUAAAUGAAAAUAUCUACGUGUUCUAUUUUCUAGAGUUACAUAUAUCUGACAGUGUUUCGGGGAGAUUUCACUGAAUAGACAAUCCUUAUUGCAGCUUCAGAAAGUUGGGUACUGUGAAACGAAGAUAAAUAAUAUGAAUCUUGUUAAACUAGCUUCCUUACCGACGUGUGAAAGACUAAUUCGGUAAAUUUAAAAGCAAAACAUUUUAAAAAAAACAGCAGGUGACAAAAAUACAUAUAAGACAAUACUAUUUACAAAUAAUGCUCCUGUAUGUGAUAGGAAACUAUAAAAGGAAUAAAUUUCUCAUUAUUUCCAGUGCUCGAGAUCAACAGAGAAUUACCGAUUCUUCGUAUCAUUUUCCUUGACAUACGGUUUUCUGUGCGGCGAAAUCCCCUUUUGUACGCAGCUGCAGACCUGAUGAAACUUAACCAAGACGCAUGCGCGAAGACAAAUCUAGUAGUCGUAUUGCAAGGUGCUAAACUCUCUCUCUCUCUCAAGUGUACAGUGUAUAUUCUUUUUAAAAAAUGUGUUCUUCCGGUAUUUCGCUCCGUUGUGAAAUCACCUCGCCAAGAACAAGUCGUUCGUUUGUUUGUUUGUUAGCCGCUGGUUCGUAAAUUCAAGAUCCUUUUUGGAGUUUCACGAAGCUUUGAAACCGCUCAAAGAAUCUGAAAGUCGCAGGACAUUUUGGAGGGAAAACUGGAAAUGGCAAAAAGCCGAACCCACGCAGCGUGCAUUUUGACGAGCCGAGAAGAUUCGAGAUUUCAUCUUGAACAAAUGAUGUUCGACAGUCUCGCACUGUUGUUGUUGUUAAGAAGAAUAUGUCGCCUUAUCAUCACGUAAAUAAGAGCUACUGAACGAACGUGACGAGCUCCAAAUAAAUAAAUGUUAGAUGCAACCCAGUUUCAUUCAGUGGUGGCCUCUGGUGCCGAUUCACCAAAUUAUUUACCUGAUGAACAAGUGACGUAUUCUCCACUCGCGUCAAAUCCGCGUAUCGAGUGUGUGGGUGAAUCGGUGUUCCAUGUAAAUAUGAUUUUUUUCCAUUACUAGGCUUAAGGUAGCUCUUAAGUAUUUAUGAAUUGAUGGUAGACUCCGUUGUGGAUUCGACGAAUAUGAAUAAUGGAGAGUCAAGUGCAUUUGCAGGAUAAAAUCAGUGGAAAGAACAGUUGCAUCUUGCAAUGUUUGUUGAUGAUGAAAUAACCUAUACUUGGAAAUGAGUAACGGCUAAUCAGAGUUUGUGAUUAACUCAGCGCAUUUCCAAUGACCUGUGUUCCGUUUUGUAAAUCCUCUGUACCUCAAGUGAUAGGCCGAUAUUAUGUAUUAUGUGCGGUUUUCUCUUUAGGUUAUGAUAAAUACCAAUAGAAUUGUACAGACAUAUAUGUAUUAUGUCUAAUUAUCUUCCUUGUUUAAGUUAUUAGCACGAGUAUAGGUGGAAUUGUGCAAUGCUGAAAUGCUUUUUUUUUCCACAAAAUUAAAUUAACUCCCAAGUUAGAGAAAGAAGUAGACUGCAGCAUAAUUUCAAGAAAAACUCACACACUAGUUUUCAAUAAAAACUCGCACACUAGAGUUUUUUCAAUGGAAACUCACACACUAGUUUUUUAUCAAUAAAAAUUCACACACUAGUUUUUCUUCAAUAAAAACUCACACACUAACGAUUUUUCAAUAAAAACUCACACACUAGAGUUUUUUCAAGAAAAAUUUACACACGAGAGUUUUUUUAAUAAAAAUUCACACACACUAGUUUAUCAAUAAAAAUUCACACGAGUUUUUUUCAAUAAAAACUCACAACUAGUUUUUUUUUAAACUCACACGCGAGUUUUUUUCAAUAAAAACUCACAACUAGUUUUUUUUAAACUCACACGCGAGUUUUUUUCAAUAAAAACUCACACACGUUUUUUUUUUUCAAUAAAAACUCACACACUUGAGUUUUUCAUUAAAAACUCCCACUAAGAGUUUUUCAUUAAAAACUCACACUAAGAGUUUUUCAUUAAAAACUCACACUAAGAGUUUUUCAUUAAAAACUCACACUAAGAGUUUUUCAUUAAAAACUCCCACU
Molecule: messenger RNA, 3870 nt
Organism: Macrobrachium nipponense
Lineage: Eukaryota; Metazoa; Arthropoda; Malacostraca; Decapoda; Palaemonidae
Product: homeobox protein six1b-like
Exons: 3
Coding region: 473-1582 (369 amino acids)
Biological process (GO): regulation of transcription by RNA polymerase II
Cellular component (GO): nucleus; transcription regulator complex
Molecular function (GO): RNA polymerase II cis-regulatory region sequence-specific DNA binding; DNA-binding transcription factor activity, RNA polymerase II-specific
Source: RefSeq, a predicted model, not a curated record